Calliphora vicina (urban bluebottle blowfly) is the source of this 1792-nucleotide messenger RNA. It is a transcript of the gene eEF1gamma, whose product is annotated as elongation factor 1-gamma. The coding region runs from base 125 to 1402 and encodes 425 amino acids. NCBI's taxonomy places the organism in Eukaryota, Metazoa, Arthropoda, Insecta, Diptera, Calliphoridae. The transcript is spliced from 3 exons. Gene Ontology annotation, biological process: translational elongation. Gene Ontology annotation, molecular function: translation elongation factor activity. Gene Ontology annotation, cellular component: nucleus; cytoplasm. The record is from RefSeq and is a predicted model, not a curated record.
UGACACUGAAAAUCGUCAAAAAUUAAAAAAAAAUCUAAAAAUCUGGCAACAGUAGUUGUCAGACACUCACACGGUGUCUAAAAUUUGCGGCUGUCAAACUUCUUUCUCUCCGGCAAAAUCAACGAUGGCGACAGGAACUAUUUACACAUACCCAGAAAAUUUCCGUGCCUACAAGGCAUUGAUUGCUGCCCAAUAUUCGGGUACUCAAGUAAAAGUUGCUGAUAACUUUGUCUUCGGCGAAACAAACAAAUCGGCUGAAUUCUUGAAGAAGUUCCCCAGUGGCAAGGUGCCUGCUUUCGAAUCGAAUGGCAAAUACCUUAGCGAAUCCAACGCCAUCGCUUUCUUCUUGGCCAGUGAACAAUUGCGUGGAGGCAAAUGCCCCUUCGCCCAAGCUCAGGUCCAACAAUGGUUGUCUUUUGCCGACAACGAAGUCGUCCCUGCUUCCUGUGCCUUGGUCUUCCCCUUGUUGGGCAUCAUGCCCCAACAAAAGGGCAGCACUGCCAAACAAGAUGUUGAAGUUGUGUUGGAGCUGUUGAACAAGAAAUUCUUGGAAUCCACCUACUUGGUUGGUGAACGCAUCACUUUGGCCGAUAUUGUUGUAUUCUGCAGUUUGAUGCACGUCUACCAAUACGUCUUGGAUGAGGCCACCCGCAAACCCUACACCAAUGUCAACCGUUGGUUCAACACCAUGCUCCACCAAAAGCAAGUGCAAGCUGUUGUAAAGAACUACACCGUCUGCGAAAAGGCUUUGGUAUUCGAUCCCAAGAAGUAUGCUGAAUUCCAGGCCAAGACUGGUGGCAAGACAACUCAACAAAAGCCCAAGGAAGAGAAGAAACAGGAAAAGAAACCUGCUGCUAAGAAGGAAGAACCUAAAGAAGAGCUCGAUGCCGCCGAUUUGGCUCUCGCUGCCGAACCCAAGUCCAAGGAUCCCUUCGAUGCCAUGCCCAAGGGUACCUUCAACUUUGAUGAUUUCAAGCGUGUCUACUCCAACGAAGAUGAGAAGGUCUCCAUUCCCUACUUCUUUGAAAAGUUCGACCCCGAACACUACUCCAUCUGGUACGGUGAAUACAAAUACAACGAGGAACUCACCAAGUCCUUCAUGUCUUGCAAUCUCAUCUCCGGCAUGUUCCAACGUAUCGACAAGAUGCGCAAGCAAUCCUUUGCCUCCGUCUGCUUGUUCGGUGAUGAUAACAACUCCUCCAUCUCCGGUAUUUGGGUAUGGCGCGGUCAAGGUCUCGCCUUCGACUUGUGUCCCGACUGGCAAAUCGAUUACGAAGUCUAUGACUGGAAGAAAUUGGAUGCCAAAUCCGAAGAAACCAAGAAAUUGGUUGAACAAUACUUCUCCUGGACCGGUACCGACAAACAAGGCCGCAAAUUCAACCAAGGCAAAAUCUUCAAAUAAACUAUUAAAAACACCAGUUAAAACAACAACAACAUCAAUAGCUAUGGCCGCUUUAGCAGCAUAAAAUCAGUCGAGCCGUAAUUUUUUUUGCUACUAAAAAUAAACUACAAACAAAAACCACUAUUAUUUAUGUUAAAUUUUUUUUAAGUGCAGUGAAGGCGUAGUUAUGUCUUGUGUCCCAUUUAUUUGAUUUUAAUUUUUAAAUCUUAGUACAUAGUAGUGUGUUAAAACAACUUGGCCAUAUAACGAUGGAACAUCAAACGGCUUGUUUGUCUGAUUUGUAUUUUGCAUUGUACUAUUUUAAUUCUCGCCUAUUUUUUUUUUAUAUAUAUGUAAUUAAAAGAAACAUGUUUUUGUAAUACAUUUUCCACAAAACAAAACUCAACACAA